Molecule: messenger RNA, 795 nt
Organism: Sphaeroforma arctica JP610
Lineage: Eukaryota; Ichthyosporea; Ichthyophonida
Exons: 3
Coding region: 1-795 (264 amino acids)
Biological process (GO): regulation of ARF protein signal transduction
Molecular function (GO): guanyl-nucleotide exchange factor activity
Source: RefSeq, a predicted model, not a curated record
AUGCUCGAACUCAGUACAUUUCGGACCACUCACACGUAUGUCUAUAUCCACACGGGGGUCUACAGAAAGAAUCAGCGUGGUCUAAACGGCGGUAAAGAUUUUGCACCUGAUUACUUGGAGACCAUCUACAAUGCCAUCAGAGACGACGAGAUCAUCAUGCCAGACGAGCAGGAGGGGGCGGCAUACGAGAAUUAUCAGUGGGCACAGAUCUUGUCUCGGUCGGAGAAGCCCAUGUACGGCAGCUACAUCAGCGCUAACAGUCGCAGUGACUUUGACAGAGAUGUGUUCCUGAUUGUGUGGAAGCCAGUCAUUGCGGCGGUCAAGUAUAUCUUCGACACGGCCACUACCGAUACUUUGGUGCAGAGGGCUAUCAAUGGGUUCCAGAAGUCGACAACGCUGGCGGCGUCGUAUGGGCUGAGUGAAGUGGUGGAUAAGAUGGUUAUCAGUCUAACCAACUUCACGUCGUUGCUGGCCAGUGAUGAUGCGGCGAAAGGGUAUGAAUGGGCGACUCUAUUCUUGCGCGCACGCACAGACAUGCAAAUGGUUGGUGGUUAUGGGUCAUGGGUCAUGGGUUAUGGUUAUGGGUUAUGGUUUAUGGUAUAUGGUUUGGGGAUUCUGGUUUAUAUUUAUGGUUUAUACAUUCUGGUUUAUGGUUAUGGUUUAUGGUUCAUAGGUUAUGGUUAUGGUUCAUGGUUUAUGGGAUAUGGUUUAUGGGAUAUGGUUUCUGGUUUCUGGUAUAUAGUUUAUGGAUUUCGGUUUGAUUCAUACGCAUCUUGCAUGGAUGUAUGGGAGUAG